Nothobranchius furzeri (turquoise killifish) is the source of this 2613-nucleotide messenger RNA. RefSeq names its product serine incorporator 2 (gene serinc2). The record is from RefSeq and is a predicted model, not a curated record. Gene Ontology annotation, cellular component: membrane. Lineage: Eukaryota; Metazoa; Chordata; Actinopteri; Cyprinodontiformes; Nothobranchiidae.
UCUUGAAGGACUUGAACUUCCGGUUACUUUAGUACUUGACUUCAUUGUUUUACGUUACUUUCUUCCGGGAUCUUUCAGCGGUGCGAUUUUUAAGACGUUUGUGAAAUAAAGCAGCAUGGGUGCGUGUUUGGCCCUGGGAUCCCUUGCCAGUUGUGCGUCCUGUUUGUGUGGUUCGGCCUCCUGCCUCCUGUCGUCAUGCUGCCCUUCCACCUACAACUCAACCAUCAGCCGGCUGGCCUUCUCUUUCUUUCUGCUGCUCGGGACACUGGUGUCCAUCAUCAUGAUCCUCCCAGGCAUGGAGGAACAUCUUAAAAAGAUUCCAGGUUUCUGCUUGGGUGGUUCGAGCAUACCUGGCAUCCAAAACCACGUGAACUGUGAUGUCGUUGUGGGCUACAAGUCGGUUUACCGCAUGUGCUUUGCCAUGGCCUGCUUCUUCUUCCUGUUUUCCAUCAUCAUGGUCCGAGUGCGCAGCAGCAAGGACCCCCGAGCCGCCAUCCAGAAUGGUUUCUGGUUCUUCAAGUUCCUGGCAUUGGUGGGCCUAACUGUGGGAGCUUUCUUCAUCCCAGAUGGAACCUUUAACACAGUGUGGUAUUACUUUGGCGUGGUGGGCUCGUUCAUGUUCAUCAUCAUCCAGCUCAUCCUGCUGGUGGACUUCGCCCAUUCCUGGAACCAGUCCUGGCUGGAGAAGGCUGAGAAUGGAAACACAAAGUGCUGGUUUGCAGCUCUGCUGUCCUUCACCUUCAUCCACUAUGCGCUGGCUCUUGCUGCUGUUGUCCUCUUCUAUCUGUUUUACACCCUACCAGACGACUGCACGGAGCACAAGGUCUUCAUAAGCCUCAACUUUAUCUUCUGCAUCGUUGUGUCCGUUGUGUCCAUCCUGCCCAAAGUCCAGGAAGCUCAGCCCACCUCAGGCCUGCUCCAGGCCUCCCUCAUCUCCCUUUACACCAUGUACCUCACCUGGUCAGCCAUGACCAACAACCCCAACCGACAGUGUAACCCCAGCCUGUUGAGUCUGGUCCAGCCCACCAGUCCCACCCCUGCACCAGGACCUACUCAGGCACCUGGACAUGUGCAGUGGUGGGACGCUCAGAGCAUCGUGGGACUGCUGAUUUUCUUGUUCUGCACACUUUAUGCCAGCAUCCGCUCCUCCAACAACGCCCAAGUCAACAAGCUAAUGCAGACAGAGGAAGGCCAGGGUCUGACCGCCGAGGACGAGUCGGCAGUGGGGGAGGACGGAGUCCGACGAGCGGUGGACAACGAGGAGGAGGCCGUGACCUACAGCUACUCCUUCUUCCACUUUAGCCUGUUCCUGGCCUCCCUCUACAUCAUGAUGACUCUCACUAACUGGUAUAGGCCAGACACGGCCUAUGAAGCCAUGCAGACUACAAUCCCAGCUGUGUGGGUGAAGAUCUGCUCCAGCUGGAUCGGCUUGGCCCUCUACCUUUGGACCCUGGUGGCCCCGCUGGUGCUGACGGAUCGAGACUUCAGCUAAACACACAACUUUAAUGUUUCUUUAGCGUGACAGUACAGUGAGCUUCACUGAUCCCGUGUGGCUGUUUUAGUUACAUCUGUCGUGUAUUUUGGAAAGAACAAAUGCGAUUGUUUGAGCGUGAACAAUGAUCACAUUCCUGUUCAUCCACUUGGGUUGCUUUCCUGUGCAUUUUACUGUCAGAUCACGCAAACCUUAACAAGCCAAGACCAAACAAAUACUUUUAUUUCUUACUUUAUUCUGAUAGUUACUUUUCCGAUUGUAAUCACAAGAUGGUGUUAAAUGUUAUUUUACUGUACGUUAGUUCUUGUUUUCCACCGAGAGUGCCUCGCUGUACUCGUGCACACACGUCAUUUAGAAGGAUCGCUGAUAUCUAGAUACUCAUUUUUGCCAAAAUGCUUCCUCCUCUGCUCUAAAUCGGGUGUUCUGUCGUUUUGACCCGGGGAAGGGACGCCAGUGUUCACUAGGUGGUGCUGUUGCCUCUUCAUGCCUUUCAGAACUAGUCGGUGUUCUUCCUCCUGAAUUUGCCAUGUGACUGAUGUCAUCAGAGACGCAUCACAUGAUCGGAUAAAGUGUGAUUCAGCUUCACAAACAAUCCUCUGGUCUAACACACACUGUUGCUGCUCUGGACUCGGUGAGGAGGGUGGUAGAGUACAAGUCUGAUCACAUAGAGUAUUGAAGGCUUUUGUUGUGGCGCCACCAACGGCGACCAGCCGGUGGAGCCUGUUUGGACUCUGACCAAACAGCAAUGAUCUAAUACCAGAUCUCUGAAUUCACUGUUCUGCUUUUCCAUUUGUUGCUUGCACGUCAUUUUAGGAACCUUCACCGAGUUCCUCCUGAAGGUUCAGAUAUUCACUGAUUCAUCCGUCAUUGGCAAUGGAAACAAUCAAAUCUAAGAGUCUUCGUUUAUUCAGGCUGUGCAUAUAGUGUCUAUUUGUUGUCUGCCAAAGUAUUUUACCAACAGAGAUGAUAUUUCUUAUAUAACUGUCUAGAUGAAUGCUUUAAUGUAGAAGACUAUUAGUUCUUUUCUAUGUUUUUUUACUUGGUAAAACCUGCUGCCUGUGUAGUCUCAGAUACUACUCGUUAAAUCUCAUCGCUUCAUUAAUAAAUUAGUUUCCAGUCAA